Colletotrichum destructivum is the source of this 2215-nucleotide messenger RNA. RefSeq names its product Putative cys/Met metabolism, pyridoxal phosphate-dependent enzyme. The record is from RefSeq and is a predicted model, not a curated record. Gene Ontology annotation, cellular component: cytoplasm. Gene Ontology annotation, biological process: transsulfuration. Lineage: Eukaryota; Fungi; Ascomycota; Sordariomycetes; Glomerellales; Glomerellaceae. The transcript has a single exon. Gene Ontology annotation, molecular function: carbon-sulfur lyase activity; pyridoxal phosphate binding. The coding region runs from base 782 to 2038 and encodes 418 amino acids.
CAACCGAUCGACCGCGCAUGCACCCUGGGGAAUCCUCUCGAGCACCUCAUUUCCUGCCUACAAAAGUCCAGUGCCUUGCAUAGCUCCGGAUUGCGCCAUCCUCAACACCCGCCACAUGCCCGAUUCCCGUUAUAACUGAUUGCCAACCUUACCUCAUUCCACCUUCGCCGGAUACCCACCUCGACGGAGCGAGCCCCUCUCGUCUCCCAGGUACGCGAAGCCAGCGAUAAAUAGCAACGAACCCGUCGCGCCCUCUUCCUGCGCAGCACGCCUGACCACCACGAAACCCCAAUACUCCCCAAAUUGAGCAUUGCAAAACCACCGGUCCAUUGAUUGACUCACCAUCUUGGUCAGCAGACGGCGCGAUUGCGUGAUUGAUUCCCUUUCGGAGCUUGGGGCGCACCCGAAACAAAGCACCGUAGUCUCUUUUUUCUCUCCUGUUCGGUCUACCGGUAGAGCGGGGCAAUUUCCACUCAAUUCGUACGGAUACCCUCGACUACAAGAGGUUUUUUUUCUUCUUCAUACGUAACACGUCAGGAAGAGGAAAAAAUCGAGGACCCCGCGACUCGGUUACCGUCGACUUUAUUCACACACGCACACACACAUAAACACCGAGCCUUGAUUUUCUCAAUUCCGUUCCCCUUGUUCUUGAUACCCUCGUCUUUUAAAAACAUACCUUGGAAGCACGAACCCUUUUGAAAACCACCGUCAUCAAUCCCCCUCUCCACGCCUAGGACCCCUCCACAAAGACCCCUCCAAGGACCCCUCCAUCGUCACAAUCAUGACCGUCCCUGCCGAGCACCCUAUCGAGACCCCUCCGCGGGCGCCCUCUCCCGUCCACAACUUCGGCACCCUCGCCGUUCACGCCGGAUCUCCCAUUGACCCCGUCACCGGCGCCGUCAUCGAGCCCAUCUCGCUGUCCACGACCUUUGCCCAGACCAGCGUCGGCAAGCCUGUCGGCGUUUACGAAUACUCACGCUCCAGCAACCCUAACCGCGACAACUUCGAGCAGGCCGUCGCCGCCCUCGAGCACGCAAAGUACGCCCUCGCCUUCUCCUCCGGCUCCGCCACCACCGCCGUCGUCCUCCAGUCCCUUGCCGCUGGCUCCCACGUCAUCUCCGUCUCCGAUGUCUACGGUGGCACCCACCGCUACUUCACUCAGGUUGCAAAGGCCCACGGCGUCAAGGUCACCUUCACCCCCGAGAUCGAGGUCGACAUCUCGGCCCACAUCACCCCAGCCACCAAGCUCGUCUGGAUCGAGAGCCCCUCAAACCCGACCCUCCGCCUCGUCGAUGUCCGCGCCGUCGUUACCCAGGCCCACAAACACGGCAUUCAGGUCGUCGUUGACAACACCUUCCUCUCCCCUUACGUCCAGAACCCCCUCGACUUCGGCGCCGACAUCGUCGUCCACUCCGUCACAAAGUACAUUAAUGGCCACUCCGACGUUGUCAUGGGUGUCGCCGCCUUCAACUCGGACGACCUCAAGCAACGCCUCGGCUUCCUCCAAAACGCCAUCGGCGCCGUACCCUCUGCCUUUGACUGCUGGCUCGCCCAUCGCGGCCUCAAGACCCUCCACCUCCGCGCCCGCGAGGCAUCCCGCAACGCCACCGCCGUCGCCACCGCCCUCGAGGCCUCGGAUAACGUCAUUGGCGUCAACUACCCCGGCCUCGACUCCCACCCCCACCGCGCUAUCGCCAAGAAGCAGCACCGUGACGGUAUGGGCGGCGGCAUGCUCUCCUUCCGCAUCAAGGGUGGCCACGCCGCCGCCGAGCGCUUCUGCCAGUUCACCCGCAUCUUCACCCUCGCCGAGUCCCUCGGCGGCGUUGAGUCUCUCGUCGAGCUCCCUAGCAGCAUGACCCACGCCGGCAUCCCCAAGGACCAACGUGAGGCCGUCGGUGUCUUUGACGACCUCGUCCGUAUCAGCUGCGGUGUCGAGGACGCCGAGGACCUGCGCCGCGACGUGCUGCAGGCCCUCGACAAGGCUGUUGCCGAGCAGCAGAAUGGCUCCAACGGGUCCAACGGCGUUAACGGACACUAAGGGGAGGGGGAAGAAGAAGAAAGAUCAGAAGGGCGGGGGAGUGAUACCCACCCGUUUCAUGAAGUCUAACGUAUUUCGGGUUUCUAAAUUUAACGAAUCCAUCGCCGCGAGCGUAGCCGCUCCUGAUGUUCUCUUGGGUGGCUGAAUCUUUUUUGUUUUCUUUUUCUUCAUUCUACU